This is a messenger RNA of Polypterus senegalus (gray bichir), 2986 nucleotides long. RefSeq names its product cell adhesion molecule 3 (gene cadm3). Gene Ontology annotation, cellular component: presynaptic membrane. Gene Ontology annotation, biological process: homophilic cell-cell adhesion. The transcript is spliced from 11 exons. NCBI's taxonomy places the organism in Eukaryota, Metazoa, Chordata, Cladistia, Polypteriformes, Polypteridae. The coding region runs from base 380 to 1747 and encodes 455 amino acids. The record is from RefSeq and is a predicted model, not a curated record.
ACAGCGCAGUUCAAUUCGGGAUUCAAUUUGUAAAGCAUCAGAGCUGAGGUUCUGUCGAACCUGCCCCUUUUCCGAUCAAAAGGCGGGUUCUGCUCUUCACGCGAUUUCCUUUUGCUCAUUUCAAUACGCUUAUCUUCUUACAUCACGUUACUGUUAUUAUUAUUAUUAUCAAUACUAAUAAUAAUACCCUCCCCCGUUUGGCACACGACUGAGCCGAGCGCCGUCGCCGCCUCGCUCCUUCUGGUGCUGAAAAAUUCUGAGUGAGAAAGAGAGAGAAGAAGACAGGAGAAGAGAGCGAGGAGAUCGGAGCCACUGCGGGCUCUUUAUUCAGAGGGAAGGAUAAACAGGGAUUUUAGGCGACGUUUCCAUCCCCACCGAGAUGCUGAGAGGGGCACUGCAAUCUGCAAUGGCGUCAGGGAUUCUCACACUGUGGGUCUCCUGCUCCCUGCAUGUCCUACUGGUGCAAGGCAACGUUAAUGGUCAACUAAAUUCAGUGACGAACAAUGAAACUUUCCAGCCAGUAACCUCGGAUGAGAUAGUGGUGGCUGGAGGAACAGUUACGCUGACCUGCCGGGUGGCCAGAAAUGAUAACUCAUCCCUACAGUGGUCCAACCCAACUCAGCAGACUCUGUAUUUUGGCGAGAAGAAAGCAUUGAGAGAUCAUCGCAUCCAGCUGGUGGAGUCCACUCCUACUGAAUUGACCAUCAGCAUUUCAAGUGUACACUUGGGAGAUGAGGGAGAAUACACCUGCUCAAUCUUCACGAUGCCAGUCCACACAGCAAAGGCCACUGUCACGGUGCUAGGGGUGCCACAAAACCCUCUGAUUUCAGGCUACCACAGCCCAGUGAAGGAGGGCGAGGUGUUACACCUGACCUGUCUGACCCAUGGCAGCAAACCAGCCGCAAGACUGAGAUGGUUUAAAGGACUCGAGGAGCUACAGGGCAAAAGUCAUACAGAACAAGACUCCAAUGGCAGGACAUUCACCGUGAUCAGUAAUGUUGAGCUGAACGUCACUCAGGCAGACGACAAUGUGGACAUCACCUGCUCUGUUGAUCAUCCAUCCUUGCAGCAGGCUGAGAAGACAAGCAAGCAGAACAUUAGGGUUCAAUACAAGCCUUCAGUAACUAUUGAACCAGAACCCACCAUGCCUCGUGAGGGGGAGAAGUUCUACUUGCGAUGCCAUGGCUAUGGCAACCCAGAACCUUCCAAAUUUGAGUGGAGUAAGCAGGACAGUGUGCUUCCAGUGCUAGCAAAGGCAGACGAUAACUUUCUACGAUUUGAAGCUCUGAACAAGUCUGACAAUGGCGUCUACGUCUGCAAGGCGUCCAACUCAAUGGGCUCUGGAUCAGCAGAACACAAGCUUUACGUGCAAGAUGUCCAUGCUGCCCUCUCUCGCCCUUCGCUCUUUCCCUUCACCAGUGUCAACAGCGCUCUUCCACCAGCCAGGGAGUCACCUUCGCCCACUGCCAGCUCGGCCAGGAGCAAUACCAUUGGGAGAGCAGAUCCCAGUGCCAUUCUUGCAUCCUCGAGUAUAGAUCACGCGGUGAUCGGUGGAGUCGUGGCCGUCAUUGUCUUCAUCCUGCUCUGUCUUCUCAUAGUGCUGGGGCGAUACCUCAUCAGACACAAAGGCACCUACCUGACGCAUGAAGCGAAGGGCUCAGACGACGCCGCAGACGCAGACACGGCCAUCAUUAAUGCUGAAGGGGGACAGGCUGGUGUGGAGGACAAGAAGGAGUACUUCAUCUAAGGAACUGGAGAGGGCAAGGGAGGAAGGAACAGGAGUGUGAUAAAUAAAAACAACAACAACCAACAAACAAAACAAGAGGAGAUUGAAACAACAUGAAAUAAGCCAGAAAUGGGCGAGGACAGUCAAACAUGGGGGGGUGGGGGUUGGGGGUGCAGUGUCGGUCCUUAAUUAGCUGGUCAACAAACAUAUCUAUCUAUCUAUCUAUCUAUCUAUCUAUCUAUCUAUCUAUCUAUCUAUCUAUCUAUCUAUCUAUCUAUCUUAUCUAUCCAAUCUCUUAUCUCCUGUCUGUCUUUCGAGGCAUAUGCAACUAACUCUUCAUUGUUUUUGAACUACCUUCCCCUGUACGAGACGGACUUAUGGACACAACAUUCAGAUCUUUGCCAGCUUGGCUGCCAACAGAUUUAACCCAAACAGGACACAGGCAGCCCUCAAUUUCAAAUGUAUUGAUUCCCCUCUGCUGGGGGCAGUCAGAUUGGACCAAACUGUUUUUAUCCUCCUUAACUCUAUCACAUCUUUGCGUUACUAUGAUGCCCUGAAGCCAUGCCGUCAGUUUUGCCUAAAAUCACAGCAUGAUGUCAGGCGGGUAAGCAAAGAUAAGCGUGGCUCAGGUGGCCUGUCAAGAGUCCCACAGGUGACCAUAAGUAGAUGAGAAGUAGCAUAUUAAAGAAACCAAUGAAAGGAAAUCCACCUGUUGUGUUCUGUAGAGAUGCAUGGGAUUUGCCCUUUUGUGCCCCUUCUGCAGGUCUCACUUUUAUUCCCCCUCCCCAUUCAGCUGCAUUUGUCUUACAUAUCUGCAAACAAAUCACGCAGAACCAGCUUCUGCAGCGUGGCAACGAGGAUCAUCUACUAACUGUCUGACAGGCACAGAAGGAGAGCGAUAUCUGUUUUCAAAAGGGGAAUGUCUUCUUUUAGAGGGGUCAUUCAUACAGAGUAGCCAAUGUCUGCCUAGGUCUCGGGAUCAUACUUCAAAGUGAGCCAGCUGAAAGCAGGGAUGCUCCUUGUGAUGUCACGAAGGGCACAAUCUUUCAUCUAAAUGGCUUCAACAUAUAUUAGGAACAUAAAUACUAAAAAUGAUACAUUCCCAUGCCGGUCGGAGGCAUUCUGGAGAAGUGGACGGGAAAAACAUGUUGUAUACAACAUAACUUUGUAUUACAAAAGACAAUUUGAUGUCCUGGCAGUUACUGUAAAUAUGCGAUCUAUCUAUCUAUCUAUCUAUCUAUCUAUCUAUCUAUCUAUCUA